ACUGAAUAUCGGGUUCGGCAGGGUGGACGUUCUAUACACCCAUGAGGUAAUCUCGUAACCACCAGACAUGGCGAACACUAUCAAGGCGUCGGUAGUGCAAGCAAGCACCGCGGCUUAUUCCUUGCCUGACACCUUGGACAAGCUCGAAAAGCUGACGCGCCUUGCCAAGGAACGAGAUGGCGCGCAACUCGCGGUGUUCCCGGAAGCAUUCAUCGGGGGUUAUCCCAAGAUGUCGACGUUCGGCCUGGUCGUGGGUGAUCGCCAGCCAGAGGGACGCGACGAAUUCGUUCGCUACGCCAAGGCAGCCAUCGAAAUACCCUCGCCUGCGAUCACUAGGAUUGAGCAGAUCAGCAGGGAGACGAACGUCUUCAUCGUUGUAGGUGUGAUCGAGCGCGACGCAGGGACGCUCUACUGCACGGCGGUGUUCGUUGACCCCGAGAAGGGGUACGUGGACAAACACCGGAAGCUCGUGCCCACCGCGAUGGAGCGCGUCAUAUGGGGCCAGGGCGACGGUUCAACGCUCCCAGUUCUCGACAAGAGCUUUGAGAGCGCGUCUGCACCGGGUUCCACUGUGAACACCAAACUGUCUGCUACGAUAUGCUGGGAAAACUAUAUGCCUCUGUUGAGGACCUACUACUACUCUCAGGGCACACAGAUUUAUUGCGCACCCACUGUCGACGCCCGGCCGGCAUGGCAGCACACGAUGACGCACAUCGCGCUCGAGGGACGCUGCUUCGUCCUUUCCGCCUGCCAGUUCGCCCAAGAGAAGGACUACCCGCCCGACCACGCCGUCGCCAACGCGUCCGCGCGCGACCCGAACAACGUGAUGAUUGCGGGCGGGAGCGUCAUCAUCAGCCCCCUGGGCAAGGUGCUUGCGGGCCCACUGCUGGAUGCGGAGGGUGUGAUCUCGGCGGAGCUCGACCUGGACGACGUACUGAGGGGCAAGUUCGACCUGGACGUGACGGGGCAUUAUGCGAGGAACGAUGUCUUCGAGUUCAAGCUUCGCGAGCCCCCGGCGACCAGCUCAUAGUGAUUCGUUUGUGUAUGAAGAAAUGUACAUGGGGUACGUCGAGUCGAGUUGACAGUGUCUAACUUCGCCGCUUGUUAUCGUUAUCCAGAGCCAAGGUGGGUGCAGGGCCGGAUCAGCGAUAGUUCAUCGACAUCUGGAUCCCGUCGUAGAAGUGACGGAGAGAGAUUGCUUCGGUGCCUGCACGCUGCCUGCAAUGUCGAGCCUGUUUCCUCUUCGACCAGCGGUCAACAGAAGAUUGAACUCUGCAAUCAAGGAGACGAGUGCACUGCUGGAU
Messenger RNA from Trametes versicolor FP-101664 SS1, 1304 nucleotides. Its product is annotated as carbon-nitrogen hydrolase. The transcript has 6 exons. Lineage: Eukaryota; Fungi; Basidiomycota; Agaricomycetes; Polyporales; Polyporaceae. The record is from RefSeq and is a predicted model, not a curated record. The coding region runs from base 68 to 1030 and encodes 320 amino acids. Gene Ontology annotation, molecular function: catalytic activity.